Molecule: messenger RNA, 471 nt
Organism: Cinara cedri
Lineage: Eukaryota; Metazoa; Arthropoda; Insecta; Hemiptera; Aphididae
Source: the annotation of a GenBank genome assembly
AUGACGGCGACAAAAACAGCCGAUGAUAAGGUUUCAUGGUCAAGGAUCAAUGAAUUUAUUUCAAAAUGUGACGCAAGUUCUUUAAUUGGAAAAACAGUAUAUGUGUAUGAUUAUACACCAGCUAUAUCUUAUCUUACACCGCCAUGGAAUGCGCGGUUUAAUGGCUAUGUCAAUUCAGUAAAUCCGACAACAAAAGAAUUUGGAAUGGCUAAUAUGAGAUCUUUCCAAAAGAAUACUAUACAAAUAGUUGAUAUGUCAACAUUUACAGAAAACCAUAAAUCCAUAAAUUCCAUAGUGCAUUUAGAUAAGAAAAGGUUUGAUAAUAUAUUUGCUGAACAAACACGAUACUAUAGUCUAAUUGAAAUGGGACAGUUUGCUCGUAUUGGUUUUACUGGACCUUAUACAUCUGGAUUACAACAUUAUAUCAUGGAGUUUUCAUGUUGGCGUUUAUCCUGUUCCAAAAAUGACUAA